Anopheles coluzzii is the source of this 12466-nucleotide messenger RNA. RefSeq names its product rho GTPase-activating protein 100F (gene RhoGAP100F). Gene Ontology annotation, biological process: signal transduction. Bases 1282 to 7086 code for a protein of 1934 amino acids. The record is from RefSeq and is a predicted model, not a curated record. Gene Ontology annotation, molecular function: protein binding. NCBI's taxonomy places the organism in Eukaryota, Metazoa, Arthropoda, Insecta, Diptera, Culicidae. The transcript is spliced from 13 exons.
ACGUGGUGGUACGGUGGUCCUUAACGGUGAGCGUGAGAGUAAUGCGCGAAGAAAGCCAUCAGCCGACGAAAUAGAGCAGCGAACUAACAAAACAGCUCGGCGAAGGGCCGAGUGAAUUUUCACCAGCCGCACGGUUUCGCAUUCGGUCACCGCCGCUAGGAGCGCUCUCACGCUCCGGUUAUAUACAUUUAUAACCACUAACGGUAGUGGCGUUUUCUUUCCCUCCCAGCAGCACCCGAAUUCCUGGCCACUGGGCAAAGUUUUACCCUGGAAACAAAGUUUCCGUUUUUCUCCGGUGUGGGGUGUGCAUUCGCCAAAAUAGGGCAAAACACAGCAAAACACCCAGCGUGCCUUCAAUUUCAAUCACAGCAGGGAGGUUCGUCGUCUGAAGACGCUCACAGAAUAGAAAAAUAGUGGAAAACGCGAGUGACUGAUAUUCGAGCUAGUGGUACUGGUGCUAGUGUGUGUGCAGUGCAAGGGAGCAUUGGCUCGUGGGUGUGAUGUGUGGGCACAGUGUGCAGCUGGGCAGUGGCGGCACGCAAUGUACCGGAGAUCCACGCAGCUCAGAAUGAGGAGGGACCCGUGCCGAGUGCAGAAGUGUGCGCAGCAGCAUCAGUCACGUCGGUCGUGUCAGCCGGGUGCGGUUGUGUUGAGCGGUGGUGGUAAGCUUGCCGGUGCGUUGGUAGCUGUAGCCGGCGUCGCUCGUGACGCCCGACGUCCCACGACCAUCCGGUGUGUGCGCAAUCGAAUCAGUCGUCAAUGAGUCACGUUCGUUACAACCAGAGACUUCAGGAGCCGUACGAGCAGGAGUGGCAGCAGCAGCAGCAGCAGCAGGAGCACGAAGAGUGGUACCGUGGUAGUAGUGAGCGUAGUAGCGAGGACCGCUCUAGGUCGUCGCAGCAGCUGCGGCAACAGCUGCGGCAACACCAGCAACAGGAGGACGAGGAUUCGAUCGAGGAAGUGGUACGGUUGCACCAGCAACAGCUUCAGCAGCAGCAGCAGCAGCAGCAGUAUUCGGGGCCGGGCACCUCGUCAGUUCGCCGACGUUCGGCCGGUGUGCAAGUAGGGGGAGGAGGCGGCGGCGGCGGCGCGCUUGGUUGUAGCGGGGGUGCUGGGGGACGGGGCUUCGUUGCGGCGGUUGGCGGUGUUGUCGGGCAGGGAUUCCUUGCACUACGGCGGACGCGGGUUCGUGCCGGUUGCGCCUCAUAGCACGGCCGGAACAGCGCUGCCAACAGCCACAGCCCGAAGCUAGUCGUCGUUUCACGCGCCCGACGUAGACUAAUGCAGUGGCGGAAGUUCGCACGGCUGAAAACGACUGCUACCGGACAUUCGCGGACGCGAAGAAUGCUUUGUUGUGGCCGAAGAAAGGAAAAUGGAAGAUCUGUGCCUGACCUCACUGCAAGCCCCGGGCGGGCACCGCCGGGUCCGAUGCCUUCCCACCAGGCGCAGGCUCUCCAGCAGCAGCAGCAGCAGCAGCAACACCAGCAACAGGGCCUGCAGGGACACCAUCAGCAGCAGCAGCAACAGCAGCGGCAGGGCUCGAAGGAGCCCGUCCUGCUACAGGGUGACUUCCGGAAGGUGUCCGGCAUCAGCUCGGAGAUCUUCCGGCAGAUUGAGGCGGUGGAGAAUGACCACGAUCCGAGCACGGCGGCCGCUUUGGAGGUGGUGGAGCGGAGGGGCGAAAUGAUAGUGCGCAUCCUGGAGCCCAGAUGUAUGGGCAGCCGACAGGCCAUCGAAGCGGGCCAGAAGUUCCUCAACAAGAGUGACGCCAGACACACGGUUCAGCUGGUGGAGAUCGUCAAACGACCGGGCCAAACUCUGGGCCUGUACAUCCGCGAGGGCAACGGAGCCGACCGGUCGGAUGGCGUGUUUAUAUCUAGGAUAGCUUUAGAGUCGGCCGUUUACAACAGCGGCUGCCUGAGGGUUGGCGACGAGAUAUUGGCCGUGAACUUGGUGGACGUAACGCGGAUGUCGCUGGACGACGUGGUCAUCAUCAUGUCGAUACCGCGCCGGCUCGUACUCGCCAUCCGUCAGCGGCGCGGCAACCGGGGCUCCAACUCGCCCGGUCCGCCGCAGAUGUCCCGGCCGGAGCAGAAACCGCCGCCAGUGGUCGUGAUCAAGCGCGACCUGCGCGACGAGGACCUGGACGACUCGGAUCGGGCGCCGCGCUCCUCCCGCUCCUCGCGCGAGCGUCGCACCGGCGAUGGGCGCGAAAUGACCGAGUCGCGCUCCCGCCUGGGACUGGGCCUAAACAAUUACAGUCCGCAGAGCGAGCAGCUCGAUCUGUACUACGGGGCGGGCCGUGGGCCGGGCGGAGGCCCCGGCCCGGCCGAGACGCCCAACUGGGGAUACAAACCGCCGGCCCCGCCCUCGUCGGUCAUCACGGAGCAGCCGAAGGGGAUGCACGGCGGCUUCCAGACGUCCCACUCCUACUACCAGAAUGCGGGCACGCUCGAGAGCCUCGCGGAGAAGGUGCACGCGUUCUACCCGUCGGCCACCACCAGCCGGCGCAUGUCGGCCGGCCCGGCCGGCGUCGCCAUGAGCCAGUCGCACCAGCGGUUCCCGCGCAGCGGCUCCGACCAGCACCUGCCGCGCGUCGAAUACGCCGACUACGCUUCCCUGGGGCGGCAUCCGCUGCUGGCCCGCUCCAGCCUCAAGUCGGAUCUGGUCGGGGCGGCCCCGAUUGCGGGCGGCACGCUCGGACGGUACGGGCGGUACGAUGCGCCGCCGCCGCAGCCCCGCGCGCCAAAGUACGGCCCGUCGCCGCUCGGCGCGACCGGUUCGCUGCAGCGCCGCUCCCGCCCCGCCCUGGACUACUCGAGCGACACGGAGGCGACAAUCGGGCCGCGGCCUAGCUACUACUACUACAACCAUCCGGCGAUGGCGGCCAGCGGCACGAUGGGAGGGCGCGGCAGCACGCAGGCCCUCGGCGGAGGGCCCGAGUUCGCCAAGUUCAACUCGCUGCCGCGCGAACGGCCCGGCGCGACCCGGCUCGGCCUUCGCGGCCGCAUCACCGAUCGGCUGCAGGACGAGGCGGACGGGAACGUGUCCGCGCCGGAGUACUCGCUGCCGAUCCGGCGCGACAUUCGCGAUCUGCGCAACCGCAUCACGGCCAGCCCGUCCAUCUUCACCUCGGACGAGUACCGGGCGUGGCUGCGACGGGCGCCGAGCAGCUCGGCCAUCUGCGAGCAGAUGCGGGCGUCGCGCGACCUGCUCAACCAGCAGCGCGCCCACCGCUUCUCGUGCAGCGCGGAGAACAUCCACGACGUGCUGAAGAACACCGAACACAUCUACAGCAGCCGGACCGGGCUCGGCAUGGGCGGCGCGGGCGCAGGGGGUGGGGUGGUCGGAGGCACGCUGGAUCGCCACUCGAUGGCGGCCGGCGGUCCGCGCAUGUCCUCGCUGCCAGUGCGCUCGCUGUCCUCGCAGCAUAUCGGCGGCCCGUCGUCGAUUCGAUCGCCGAGCGUGCGGCGCAUGCGACAGCUGCUCGAGCUGACGCAGGGUGCGGGCGUGGGUGGCGUUCCGGGCUCGGUCGUGGCAGCGCUGACCGGCCACCAGAGCCCGGCACCGACGCCCAGCACGACGCUGCCCAGGGCGCACCGCCAGAUCGACAUCAAUCCGGCCGAGUACACCAAGUACAAGCUGGACAAGCCGGUCGUGGAUGCGGUCGGCAUGUCGGGCAUGCUGUGGAUCCACCUGCUGGCCGGGCGGGGCCUGCGGGCGAUGUCGGAAACGUCCCAGAUCCAGCAGCCGCUGAUCCGCGACCUGUACUGCGUGCUGGAGUGCGACCGCAUCCACAAGGCACGCACGGUCGUCCGGUCCGGCGAUCUGCAGUUCGACUGGGACGAGUCGUUCGAGCUGGACCUGGUGUGCAACAAGCAGCUGGACGUGCUCGUCUACUCCUGGGACCCGCAGCACCGGCACAAGCUGUGCUACCGUGGCGCCCUUUCGCUCACGACCCUGCUACGACAAUCACCGAUACAUCAGCUAGCGCUAAAGGUUGAACCGAGAGGCACCAUCUAUCUGCGACUGCGGCACACGGAUCCAUUCCAGCUGUUCCGGCGCCGCGGGCUGCCAAGCCUACGGGGCAACGUGCCCGCGCUGUUCGGUGCCGAUCUCGAGACGGUGGUCACGCGCGAAUCGAAGGGAGCGCCGGGCUGUGCGCCGGUCCCGAUCAUACUGCGCCGCUGCGUCGAGGAGGUCGAACGGCGCGGCCUGGACAUUAUCGGUCUGUAUCGUCUCUGCGGUUCCGCCACCAAGAAGCGACUGCUAAGGGAGGCGUUCGAGCGGAACAGCCGCGCCGUGGAGCUGACACCGGAGCACGUGCCCGACAUCAACGUCAUCACGGGCGUGCUGAAGGAUUAUCUCAGGGAGCUGCCGGAGCCACUGUUCACCAAGUGUCUCUUCCAGAUGACGGUGGACGCCCUAGGUAGUGUCUGCCUGCCGGACGAUCCCGAGGGUAAUGCCAAACUCAUGCUCAGUAUUCUGGACUGUCUGCCACGAGCGAACAGGGCCACCCUCGUGUUCCUGCUCGACCACCUGUCGCUGGUCGUGUCCGCCGCCGAGCGCAACAAAAUGUCGGCCCAGGCGCUGGCGACCGCCCUGGGACCACCGCUGAUGCUGCAUUCGGCGAGCGUCGGCGCCAACGAGGAGAUCGAUCACGCACAACCGAUCGCGGUGCUGAAGUACCUGCUGCAGAUCUGGCCCCAGCCGGGCACGGGCACGGGCGCUCCCACUUCAGGUCGGCGCGGCGAGCCAGUCGAGCCGCGUGGAAACAAAGCCAGUGCGUUGCAAGCGGGCAAGUCGGCGGCGCUGCAGCAGCAGCAGCAGCAGCAGCUGGGCAGCACCAUCAGCCACCGCAGCAGCAGCAGCUCCAACAUCCAGCAGCAGCUGCGCAGCACCAGCAGCACCAACUUGGCGGCCACCAGCAGCUCCAUCAGCUCCAGCAUCAGCAGCAGCAGCAGCAUCAUCAGCCGCAGCCCGCACGCCCUGGCCAGCAGCAGCAGCAGCAGCAACAUCCAGUCGUCGGUACCACCGUCUAUACAGCCCCGUACAGCAGCCAACAAUCCAUCAACCACAUCCUCAACGCUCGGUCAGCAUCUGCUCUCAGCCACUCCCAGCACUCUUCAGUAUCAAUCAGUAGUGGCUCAGUUAGCUCAAUCGCAUCGAGCCUUGCAACAAGCGGGCCAACAGCCCCAUCCAUCGGAGGUCUCAGCGGGCUUGGCGGAGCGCGUCCAAUCGCCACAUCACGCCACACCCUCCCCAAGCUCUAGUUCCACUUCGUCCGCGUCCGGUUCUGGGUCGGGUACUGAUACAAUUAAACGUGGAGCAUCGCCCGCCUCGGUGAAGUUCAAGGAGUCUACCAGCAACUAUUCGCUCAAGUCGGACACGCAGAGCCGCAUUCUGGGCGGCGCGAGACAGCACUCGCAACAACCAUCCUACACGACCGCGGGCGGGGCCAGCAUCAGCAGCAGCAACGGGGGCAAUGGUGGGUCCGCUGCCGGGGCCACCUCGUAUGACCUGCUGCACGCCCGCACGGGCGGCCUGUUCGCAUCCAGUGCCGGUACCGACUACCUGUCAUCGACGUCCUCGAUCGCGUCCUCGAUCGCUUCGUCGGCGGCCGGUGCCGGUGCCGCCACUUCGGCCGCCGGACUGUACGGUAAGGUGGGCGGUGGUGCGGCCGCCACUUCCGCGCCGCUGACCAGCACGCUCAACAUCACCACGUUCAGCUUGGACGAGAAGAACAACCUGGUCGUGUCGCCGUCCCCGUCGUCCGCCUCGGAAUCGUCGUACCGGUCGUCCAGCCCGGCCUCCAGCAUCCAGCGCGACAAGUCGCCGAACAAGUCGUCCGGCUCGCCGUCACCGUUGCGCCGCCAGGAUCCGCUCGAUCGAGCCGACAGUUUGCCUUCGACCGGGGCGACCUCGGGCUCGGGCACGAGCGCUGCAUCGACGGUCGCCGCCACGACGGCAUCGUCCGGCGCCGGCUCGUUCAUGUCGUCGCUGCGCAGCCAAACGCUGGGCAGCUACCAGUUCCCCUCGACGAGCCUCAAGCUAACCAGCCAGCUGAGCAGCGGAUCGUCGGGACAGGAUGCAUCGGACGAUGGCAGCACAUCGUCGCUGCUGCGCAAGCUAACCUCCUCGCUGUCGCGCACGAUCGUAAGCAAUACGGGCACGUUGCCGCUGUCGCUCGGCCGCGAGAAGCUGGCGGAGCUGUCCUCGACGGCUGGCGGUGGGACGGGAGCGACCGCAGGCAGCGGCUCGACAGGAGCGUAUUCGAGCAGUAGCGGCAUUGGCAGCAUCAGCAGCAGCAUCAGCAGCAGCAUCGGCAGCAGCAACGCUAGCGGCAGCGGUCUGCGCACGAUGAGCACUUCGCUGGGCUACUCGGGCAUUGGCGGCGGCGCGUCUGCACUGGACGGUGGUGCCGGUGGGGCAGGGGGUUCGUCGUCUGGCUCCAGCUCGGUCACGACAGCGGCGGCCGUCACGAGCAUGAACAUCUACGGCACACUGCCGAAGAACUCUUCCAUCUACUCGUCGUACGGGGUCGGUUCGGGCACGUCCGUGAGUGGCUCGUCGGGCAGCGGGCUGUCGGGGCUGCUGUCCGGUACGACCAGCUCGUACGGCAUCAGCGAGCGGCUGAGGGCGCUCACGUCGGGUGGUAGCGUUGGGGAUGGAGCGGCCGACCGGUCCACCGGGGGCGUUGAAAGCGCUGGCGGCACCGGCUCAUCCGCGGGCGAUCUCGAAAGCAGCGGGUACGAUUACGAAUCGUCCGGCUUUUCGUCGGCCUCGUACAGCGGCAUGGCCACGAGCGGCGCCUCGAUCGGGUCGGGCGGGGGGCUCUCCUCGUCCUACUUUAGCACCGGAAGCAACAGUAGCCCCUUCGCUACCAUGUCCGGUGGUGGUGGUGGUGGUGGUGGGGGAGCAGGUGGUAGUGGCACGGGAACAACGGCCACGGACACCAACCCGUACCGGGUACAAUACUCGUCCACCAAUCCCUUCCUGCCAAGCUUUAAUCCCACGAGUGACGGUAGUAACGGUCGAGCAGACUCGAAAACAUCGAACGGCGAUGAACCGUUCGACAUGAAGUAGAGAGGAACAUCGAACACACAGGGUAGCAGGAACGAGGAAAGAAACACAAAAACACAAACGAAACGAAAGAAGAAGAAACAAACAGUCAGUAUUACAAAGACAACCGCGGGCCAUUUUGUUUGCGGGUAACGUAACUGUGUUCCGUAGAACUUUAUUGAGCGUUUGCGACAUACAAACACAUGGACAGGAGAGACAGGCGAAAGUGCGAGGCAAGGGAGGAGAGGUAACAAUCAAAUGUUCUUUGUUUGUGGUUUGGUUUUUACUAGACAUAGUGUAAGAGAAGUACUAACAUGUUGACAUUCACUUACCUUACGCAAAUCCAAUUUGAAAAUUAAUCUUAUAGUAGUUUUAUUAGAUGAUUGCCAUUCUUGGAAUCUAACUCGAAUUGUUCUGCUUAUUGAAAUGAACGAAUGGGAGAAAAACGACAUGGAAGGAGAGAGAAAAAGAGAGAGAGGGAGAGAGAGAGAGAGAGCGAGAUAGAGAGAGAGAGAGAGGGAAAAAUCGACAAGUAGAAUAACUGUUAGUGUGUUUACUUUCGUUUCCGUGCAAGGCUACGUUCUUGUUAUCAUUGUUAAGGAUAUUAUCGUGCCGGUCGCUCAUUUGUAAACGUCAAUGAGUUGAACUGUGCGUGUGUUGUUUUAUUCGUGACAAAUACACACACAAAAUAGAAAAAAAAGAAAAUCUAAACAGUGAAACACUGGUACGGUUAGGCGAAACAAAGUUAGGUUUGGAAGGAAAACCAAUGAAAGCAAACUUUCAAAUGAGUUACAUCGGCUAAAGUUAUAACAACUAUAGUGAAAAAAGGCAGGUCAUUUAAUUGUGGCAGCAGUAAGGAAAGGAAACUCUCGCUAACGAAAAGCAUAGACAAAUUAACGUAUAUUAACGACACGCUUUAAUCGGAAAAUGGGAAAUGGUGGGGAGUAAAACACAUGAACGUUAUAAAUAGUGUGCAAAACUAAUACGAUGCUUGCCAUCCCAGAGGGUCACGGAUGGUUCAACUGGGUUUGGCACAAAACACUAAUACCAGUCAGCGAGGAAGCAGAACAAAUACAAAAAAGCAACCAAACCAUACGAAACAGAACGAAAAGAAUUGUGCAAAGCCAUGACAUAAAGCUAAAAAGGAAAAACCGCCUAGCUACAGUUUAUACAAGCAAGUAAAUGUACUAGAUUAGAACACGGAACUUCACGGAUAUACAAAUUGCAACAAACACUUACAAAACAAAAGUGAAAAGUAUAAAUUGUAGGAGAAGCAAAACAAGUAACUGAACGAGGAAAGAAACGAGGAUCGAGUAAUGCAAGCAAAAAGGAAAUAGGAACACAAAACCAGACCAGGAACGGGAAGUGCAAGUAAGCACAUUGCGAAGGAAGGGCGACACAUACAAUAAUUAAAAGUGAAACCGAACAAGACUAAUGACAUUUUGCUGUUUUCCUCACCCGUUACGGCGUACACUGACCCCCAGCUCGAAGGUGUGUGUGCGUACGUGUUUUUCGGUUGGUGACCGUUAUCGGGUGGGGAGGAAAAAGAACAAACAAAAGAAAGUGCAUGGACCGCAAGAACAAACCUACUUAACUACGCAAUUUUACGCAAGCCAACAGCGCACCCGCAAUGCUUGCAAGCACAGUUUACUAUAUGCAGGGAAAGAGAGGAGAGAGAGAGAGAAGAGAGAUAGAAGGGAGAGAAAGAGGAAGGAGAGAACAUUAAAAAAGAUAAAUAAUUACGAACAAAUAGAGCUUUCGUUUCGUCAAAUAGCGCAGUUACUAUUAGUCAAAAGCGAAUCGAUUCAAGUGAGGCAGAUGCGAUGCGUGAAUGUGAGUGUGUUAAGUUUGUUAGGGCGCCAGACCAUGCUUGUUUGGGAGGAGGUUUUGGUUUGGUUUAUGUUAGUGUUUUGCUAAAGAUGCGCACGGCAGUGCGGCGUGCAGUGUAAAUAGUAAUCGAGCUAGAAAUGAAGCAAAAUGGCAACGAAUCAUGAAUAACCGUGCAUCUGCAUCAUCCGUAUCCAUCAUCUAGGUAGUGGAAACAUUAAACAAAACACACACACAAACCAACAAACAACUGUAGCGUGAUCGUCCCCAGCUUUUUGCUGCGCGUAACGCCAACGAGCUAACGCAGCCGGUGCUGGGAGUGUAGCGAAUUCCUUUGCACAGCUCGUUCAGCGUACAAUACUCAAUCGUAUGCAAUAUUCCGGCUGUAUGAUCCCUUCCAAGAUGUUGCACAUUUCAUGUCAAUUUUGUGUCGUAUUUAGGAGAAAAGCAAGGAGAAAAAAAAACGAAAAACAAACAGUACUCCAGGUUUGGAAAAUGUCUAUUUGCGUUUGUGUUUGCCUCAACUUAGCACUCGAAUAGAAACUCCUAUCAUGCGUAUCGUUUUUUGUAUCGAUCACUCAUCAGGGAAGACAACAGGAUAAGUCGAUGAAGAAAUCGGUUAGCGAAUUGAGAAUUGUCGAUCAAGGAAUUGGCUGCACGUAACGUAACCUUUUCAAACAAACACUUGUCAAACCAGCUGAGUAACGUAAUGCCGAUGGAGAUUCGAUCGAUCUUUACGUCUGCUCGGGUCGAUCGGCCAUACAAUGUUGAUCCUUUUUUGUUUCGUUUUCAAUCUGUAUCUCGUACAUAUUCUCAUAAACUGUUCGUUGUACCACAUAGUUAGUGUUAUCUGGCGCACGCAAUGGUGUGCCCAGUGUGUUAAGCGUCCUCUCAGGUUGGGACGGAUCCAUUUUCUCCAUCUUGAGCUUGUUUCCCUUUUCCAAAACGGAUCACAAACUGUGCGAAAUCGUAAGGAUGAUCGCUACAAUUAUGCAAAACAGCUUUAAGUAAGAGAGCAAAAAGGGUUUAGCAGAGGGUCUAAACAGCAUCGUGUAAAAGCUUUAGGGCUGCUUGAUUGUGUGCGCUUUCUUGUUCCCCCUAAAAGAUGAUGGAAAACAGAGGGGCCUCUCCCAUUGCUCUAUCCGCGCCAUAAACCUUCCUUCUCGUCGCCGUUAUGAGCAUCGGGUGCCAUCGUACGCACCCCCAAUACUUACCAAAACGUAACCACAAGUAAAACCAGUAACGCAUUAAUCGAUAGUUGUAAAUAAAUCAGUCAAUUUUGUUAGAGCCAUCGUCGUUAGCAAAUGCAAGGAAUUUAUUCCCCUCUUUCCGAGGGGUAAUGUGACAAAAAGAAAUGAAGAAAAGCUAAGAAACUAAAAUACAAAAAAGAGGGACUCACCAUUUACCUUCACAACAGACUCAGACUUACUGAAAUUUAGCAAAAGGAACCCAUGUGACUAUAACACACACACACACACACACACACACACACACAUAAAAACAAGAAAUAUAUUAACAACUACUACCACUAUUAUCCAUCAUCUAACAUCUUAACAUACCAAAAAAAGAAGCAAAAUCUCCCAUUAUCUUCUAGUAAAGUGCAGCCGGAAAUAAGUAACCUAUUGUUUAGGAAGUUUUUUGUUUAUCUGUGUUGUUUAGGACGUUGAACAUCAAAAACGAAGAAUCGAAAUGCAAUCGAAAGGAAACACACAGUGGAGAAUACGUGAAAAAGAGAACCAAACUACAAUCGCAUUGUCAUUACUAUUCAGCUACUACUACUACUACUACUACUAAUACUACCACUACUACUACUACUACUGCUACUACCCGUUACUACCGUUUCACUCGUGCAGGGGAAGGAAAGAGAGGAAGAUUUUCAAUCGUUUUAAACUCAUCGAAACUAUAACCGUUUAAAGAAAAUUGUUGGAAUUUUGGGUGGGAAUGAAACAGGGGAAAAGGGAAACAUUGGAAAAACCAACGACAAACAGUAUUUUCAUUUUGUCUGCUGUCGUUUAAGCAUCCCGUUCGCACAACGAUCCAACGAUGAUCGACCGAUCGCUGCCACACACAUACACACAUUAAAGUUCAAUCGUUCGUCCUCGAAAAAUGAUUUGUUUACGCACACGCCGAAGACAUUACGCUAUGGCUGGGUUUUGCAAUCAUGCAAAAAAAAAACGACACAAACACUAUCUGCCUCUGUCAACAUUUGAAUGCCUGCGAACCGUUCUGUACACUGUCGUACUGCCUGCACCACCCACAACACCACCGGCUCAAUUGCCCGCCCGACUGCCGCAAAUGCCAAGUGCCCAACAAGCUGAGCUGCUUGCUCUACGAAGCGCCGUUGUUGCUACUGCGCCACCAUUUUGCCCUACGAACGUCGUCGUUGCUAUAAUGUGUAUGCUGUAUGCUGUUACUGAUGUUGCUAGUGAAAAGAGUGAGCGAAAGCCGUGAGGAUGUAAGUGCAGAAAGCGAACACAUUCACUAGAUUGAGUGGUUUAGUGCUCCAUUUAAAUCAUUCUACUGUUGCUAUGUUGUUGGUACCCAAACUCAAAACCACGCACCGGAAGUAGAAGAAGGAACUAAACACACACACACAUACACACAUAUAAACACACAGACAACAUACAUACACACAUACUGAAUAUCAUACCGUUUCAUAUCGUCAACGUUUACAAAUCACUUUCUUAGACACAAACACACACCCCACAAUACCGUUUACACACCCUACAAAACGUACUGGUGAUGAUGAGAAUGAUAGGUAUCAAAUAUACAUUUAAAUAUAUAUAUAUACAAACACAUAAUAUAUAUAUACACCCACAUACAUACAUAUAUUAGUGAAAAUCUCCAACUAAUGAAGCGAAACCAAAAAAAAAAUGAACGAUCAUUUCUAGCAGAGAUGAUCAAGUUUUGAGGAAAUGAAUUGUAUAUUCCAUUGCAGCAGUAGCAACACGGCAGCACUCAACAGGGCGACACACUUGUUUACAGUGAAUAUUAUUAGGGGAAAGCACUGUUUCGGUUUGCCGUAGGUGUUGUGUUUUAGAAGCUUUUUUAAAAUGCACCAAAUUGAAAAUGGACAAACAGAUACACAAUACCUACGAAUCGUUAUGCACGUCAAUACUUACAAACAUCACAAAUCUUUAAACAACAUUCCGCUAGCUUCUAAUAUGUUCCAUCCGUAUAGCCUUACUUACUUACUUAUCCGGCAACUAGAAUCAGUGUAGCCAAGUUCAGCGAAACAUAAAGCAUCGAAGCUUAUUUUACGUUUGCAAACAUGAUGUUUGAAUGCUUCAAUGGUAGCUUUCAGUGCAAUCAGUAUUUCCUAAUUAGAGUUGGUUAUUCGUGCCUCAUUCUCUUUGAUUUGUUCGUUCCAUUGCACUCGCUCAACAUGGCAUUUAUGGCAAGCGCAAAAAUGCAGCAACUCAACUCCAAACGAAACAGAAAAACCAAAGAAACCAAGAAAUUAAUGGAACAAAAAAAAAAAAACAAGCUAACUAGGUAGCAGAUACACGAUUAAUCACCGAUGAUCUCUUUGAUGUAACUUUCACUUGGUGCGCAGGAAAACAAAAAAAAAAAACAC